CCGUAAGUGGACCGGUGCAUAUAACCGUCUGUCUUAGUAUAUAAGGUAGACGUUUUGAUGCAGACUUCACUUUCCGAUUCACACUCUCCUGGUAAACCUAUUCUGAUCCGUAGAAAAAUUCAAAUAAACCAUGAAGGUACUUGCUGUCAUCAUUGUCUGCCUUGUUGCCAUAACAAGAACGCACGGUUUUGGAAUUGGUUUCCCUCCUUUCGGUGGCAUCGGCAAUCCUCAUUUCGGCCUAGGGUUUCCCCACUUCGGCCUUAGAAUUCCCGGCUUUGGUCUUGGGAUGCACCCCUUCGGUCUUGGGAUUCCUCCUCUCGGAUAUGGAAUUUCCCCUUACGGACCUGGUGUUUCCCCUUACGGACUUGGUGUUUCCCCUCUUGGUCUCGGCUCAGGGCUCCCCAACCAAGGAUUAGUCCAUCCAGGGUUACAGGGCGCUGGUGCCAUUCAAUCCAAUGGUAAUGGUCCAGUGUAUGUUGAUCUCGACGCUAAUGCUGCUGCUGUCCCCUCUGCUGCUGCUCCCACGACUAUUGCCGCAACUGAUGUUGCUCCGGCAGGACCUGCUGUAUAUGACCCCACCUACAUGAUACUCUAAAUGAACAGAAACAGUGUCUUAGUUCGGGAUGAAACAAAAUCAGGGCUAUCCAUUCUGGUUCAGCCAGUUUUGCAUUGAUAGUGUUGGUGUCAGAUACUGUCAGUAUUGCUUCAAGCAGUUGUGUCUUCAAAGUUGACAUGUUUUGCAUCCUAAACAAAGAUGUUUGGGAUGUUAUCGCUUAUAUGUAUAACUGUAAAUAAAUAUACUUACAGUAUAUUUAUGUCUUGUAUGUUCAAUGAUUUCCAAUCCAUACAUGACCAGUACACUACACGGUAACACAUGUCUAUCAUGAUGAUUUCACUCGUAGAUAUAGAUAUAUAUCGGACUUAACAACUGACUUGCCUUUGCAUGUGUUUGUGACGGGUGCCACCAGUGGGGCAGGAAACGCUCACCUUUUCGCGAACACCUGGUAUCAUUACUAUUUGAUAGUGAUUCAUAAACAUAUCCUUAUGAUAUAGUUUGCAUCGUACUGUCGACUCUGCUUUAUGCAGAGAUUUCUAUUGGGUAUGGAAAGAGUUUUGUCACUUCAUUUUUUCACUUUGGUGAAACCCACGAGCACGGAGGUGGUGCAGACAAUUCAGAAAGAAAAUUGGAGUAAGAGAUCAUGAUUGAAUAUAUAACAUAAUGUAAUUAUAUUAAAGAAGUUGCUUAACUUUCAUUUUAAUCCCAAUGUUUAUAUUUAUUCCUCUUGCAUGUAAUUUGAUUCUUGUUCGCA
Molecule: messenger RNA, 1310 nt
Organism: Haliotis rufescens (red abalone)
Lineage: Eukaryota; Metazoa; Mollusca; Gastropoda; Lepetellida; Haliotidae
Product: postacrosomal sheath WW domain-binding protein-like
Exons: 3
Coding region: 131-595 (154 amino acids)
Source: RefSeq, a predicted model, not a curated record